GCUGGCAGGUCUAUACAAACAGAGAUAUGGGGUUGACCACGAAGCUGUGUUGUCGCUGUAAACAACCUCAGCAUUUUCACUUUACUUACUGCUCAGGUACACCAAGGACUCAGAAUAAAAGUGCUGUUUAGAUGUAGGAGAAUCUUAAUGUCAGCAAUAUGGGGCAUCAGGUGAUAAUAUUCGACUUUUCCGCCAUAAGAGGUUUGUGGGAGAUUCGGGUUAAGAAGCAUAAAGAACGGCAAAAAAAGGAGAAGGAAAGAGAAGCCAAAAGUGCAUUAGAGAAGAUAAGGCAAGAAUGGGACAUUAUGCUAGAAUGCAGAAGAAAAGGCAUUCCACAAGCUGCAUAUCUGAAUAAUGGUUUCAUAGAUACUAACAGAAUUUUGGAUACUCUUGAAAAGAACUCACCCCUCGUUAAGAAGAUUGCCUUGUUGAAUGAAACAGAGAACAAAAGAAACAAGUUUAUUUUUCAACUCUCAGGGGAACAGUGGACAGAAUUCCCAGAUUCCCUGAAAGAACAAACACAUCUAAAAGAAUGGCAUAUAAACAAUACCAUGAUUGCAACCAUUCCAGACUACAUUGCCUUAUUUCAGGAACUGAGAAUACUAGAGUUAUCCAGUAACCAGAUCACAGAUCUUCCAGUUGAAAUUGGUUGUUUAAAGAAACUGAAGGAGCUGAAUGUGAGCUUCAAUCGCUUGAAGAGUAUUCCACCAGAACUGGGAGACUGUGAAAAUCUGGAAAAGCUGGAUUUAUCUGGAAAUCUAGAACUAGCAGAACUCCCAUUUGAACUAAGUAACUUGAAACAAGUGAAGUUUGUAGAUAUAUCAGCAAACAAAUUUGCCUCAAUUCCGAUAUGUGUGCUCCGGAUGUCAAAUUUGCAGUGGCUGGAUUUGAGCAGCAAUAACCUCAGAGAUCUCCCACAAGACAUAGACAGGCUAGAAGAAUUGGAAACUCUUCUCCUGCAGAAAAAUAAGCUGACUUACCUUCCACAUGCUUUGGUCAACAUGCUAAAACUUAGUUUACUGGUUGUGAGUGGUGAUAGUUUGGUUCAGAUGCCCACAGCUAUCUGUGAUUCAACCAGUGGUUUAAAAUUUAUAAGCCUCAAGGAUAACCCUCUUGAAAUAACCUCAUUUCAAGAGAUUGAAGAAAUAACAGAAAGUGACCGUGAUCGUGAGCUGUUUGAAAAGGAAUUUAUGAAAGUCUACAUUGCAGACCUAAAAGAAAGAGAGACUGUUCCUUGCUAUACAACAAAAGUUUCACUUAGUGUUCAGAUAUGAGAAGUGGAAUUCAUAUGUCACUAGAGAUCUGACAAAUUAAUUUUGAUGAAACUACUGGGAAAACAUCAUCGCAAUGUGGAAAAAAAACUUCAAAAAGAAAUGAAGAAAGGCUCUCAAUAUCUGUGAUAUGCAUAAUACAUAAUAGUAGUUUCCAGUAACCAGGCUGUCAUGUGGGGUCUGCAAUCAUCAUGUGAACCAUGGCUGCUUCUAUCUUUACAAAUGAUUUCUUGGAUGAAAAUAGUAGAAGAGUUUAGGCAUGUGAUAUAUUCCAAUAUCUUUAGACCAAACAAUAGGAAUUGGGAUUACUUAAAUUCUUAAUGACCUGUAUCCAGCCAUCCUGUUGCCGUUUUGCCAAGCCAGUGUUACUGAAUCGUCCGAGGAGAGGUAAUUUCCUCUGAUCGCAAAGUUUCAGUUCAGAGGAAAUUCCCUAUCCCUGAAUGAUUCAGUGACUCUGGAGCCAACAAUUCCCUGACAUUUAGGAAGCACACCAGGCUUUCACACAUACACACUUCCUCAAUGUUUCAGCAGCGAUUUAUCAGCCCUUACCCCACAGUAAGUGCUGGUCUGAUAAUCUUCAUUGUGUCUUGUACAACCACUUGCACAGCAGUGUCAUCCACCACAAUUACAGUAACUGGGAUAUUUACUCUGUGAAUCCUAUGAUGAAAAUAGGCUUACUUUUGUAGUUGCUAUUGGUGUACAUGGCCAGCAUCUUGUUAGGAACAGAGAUGAACUUUAUGUGUGUAAAUGUUUGGUUUUUGAAUAGGGUAAAAGGUGCUAUUCUCUAGCAUCUUGUUCUCUGUCCAAAUCAGUCCACAGCCAAGCCCUGUAGAGUCACUGCUGGGAGGAGAGGAUGGAAAGAGGGACAGAGGUGAUGGUAGGUGGGGAUGGUACCCAUUAUCCCCAUACAAUUUGAGAGAGAGAGAGAGAGAGAGAGAGAGAGAGAGAGAGAGAGAGAGAACAUUUCAGAGAAACAACCUUACCCACAAACUGCAGGGGGAUGAGGUGCAGUUGCAGCUGUUCAGUUGCCCUUCCCACACCCACAGCCAUUUAAUGACUGGAGCAGCAGCCCCAUGGGGCUUUGUUGCUGUCUGGGUGGGAUAUUUUGUAGGCAGGCAUGAGACUUCCUUGCUUGCCAUCUAGGAUUCCAGCCUUGCUAGAACCCAUAUAUAAUCUACAGUGUAAUCAUAUUGCUGUUCAUUAAGUAGUAAAUCGUGCUGUAGUCAUGGAGUUUAUUUCAAGAUAAGCCUAAAGCUGUUUUCCAAAUGGGGGGCUUGCAGAGGCAUUUGGACUGCAAUUCCAUUUCUAACUUUCCUGAGUAUAUAAAACCAAAAUAUAUGACAUCCACAAAACAGCUGUUCCUGUUCCCCAGCUGAUCACUGUUUGGAGUAGCAGGAUUGGCAUUGGCUUCCAUAUCAAAUCAGUGGCUAGGGUGCUUGAACCCAUGUGAUAAGUAGUACUGAUUCCAACAAGGACUUUCCUCCUUUCUAUUUCCUUUUUAGCGUUACAGUCACCAGGGGAAUUUUUUGUCUGAAAGCAGCCUUGGCUAAUGGCAAAUUUACUGUAAUUGUUUCUUAGAAGAUCUCUUAGACUGAACUUGUUUAUUCUGGCCUGCUAUUGGAGAAUGUAUUGCAAAAAACAUUUCUUAAGAACAAUAGCUAAGAUUGUUAACCAACUAGAGCAAAUUGGCUUAGCAGAUUGCUACCUGAACAAAAUCUGCAUUUCACAGUAAUUUGAGUGACAGAAGUCAACUAAUACAGCUUUUAAGGCAAAGAGAUAAGUGUUGUUACAAAGUGUGCAUAUCAAGCAAAGCUUGAAAAACUUAUUUUAAAAGGAAUAAUUGUAAUGAAAUGUAAAACCAUCCACAACUGAGCAGCAUUAGGAUGCUGCUGUAGCUCCUAUGAGAGAGAAUGGUGUCAACUAAAAAGCUGACAGCCCUAAACACUACUGUGGGUGAGGAGUUUUUUUCUGCAAAACAGACUUAUAAUUACAAUUUGAAGAAAUGUAACUGACUUUUAGGAGAGAAAAGAGCUCAGGAAAUAUGUUUCAGUUCUCAAAAGCUAUAGCUAUAUUUUAUAACUAAGCACUUUCAUUGGUCUUGAUAAAUGAAUCAAUGGGGUUUGGUAGAAAAUGUUUUUAUUUUUAUUUUAUGCAGAUGUUGUAGCAUAAGCUCACUUUUAUUUUUGAAAAUGUAUUUUUAUUGAUUCUAUCUGUGUUAGUAUAUGUUUGACUUCUAAAAGGAUUGUGUUAUGGAUAGUAUUUUUUUUUCAU
Molecule: messenger RNA, 3542 nt
Organism: Sceloporus undulatus (fence lizard)
Lineage: Eukaryota; Metazoa; Chordata; Lepidosauria; Squamata; Phrynosomatidae
Gene: LRRC2
Product: leucine rich repeat containing 2
Exons: 9
Coding region: 159-1274 (371 amino acids)
Molecular function (GO): protein binding
Source: RefSeq, a predicted model, not a curated record